AUGCAGCAUAUCGUGACAAGCGUCAUUGUUUUAGUCGUUCUAUUUCAAUCACAUUGUCAAGAUCAAAAUUGGAUCAUUCACCCAGCAUCACUAAAUGAUGUCAAAGUAGUUAAUUCAACUACACUUAACAUUAGCUGGAUAUAUCAUGAUGAAAGUGAACCAUCUCUCGUACGAUUAACAAUUGAUUUAUAUAAUUUAGCUUCAUCUCAUAAAAACGUUGAAUAUCAAUAUGUGUUCGCGAUGAAUGGUACAGAUCGUCGUAAUUAUAGCUCAAUCGUACUUAAUCAUUCACUAAAACCAAAUACAUAUUAUUCGGUUUGUUUUGAAGCAUAUCAAAUAUAUCACUCAAAUGCUUCAAGCACUACUAAAACUUGUCGAGUAACAAAAACUGUUUUACCAACUGUAAUUCCUACUGAACAAAAAGAAAUUGUUACGGAUUCCAAUUCAGUUACAGUUUCAUUAUUAUGGCCACGUGAACUUCCUUAUACAACCUACCAAAUGAAUGUACAACUCAAUGGAAGAAAUACCUCACUACCUAUCAGUAAUCAAACAUCAAAUAUAACUUUUCUAAUACAAAGCUUCCAAUUUAAUAACUUAUCAUCAUCGCAAGAAUAUCGAAUAAAAUCAACUUUUGAAUAUUGGAUUGAUGAUAUACCAUUAACAAAAAAUACACUCACCAUAGAAGAGAUAGUUAGGACCCGUGCACCAACAGGUGGCAAUAAUUUGGCAACAAAAGAACAAUUAAAUACAAACGUAAUGAUAUUUGUACUUUUAAAUUUAGUACUCUUUUUUAUACAUUUUGUUAUCUAA
Didymodactylos carnosus is the source of this 810-nucleotide messenger RNA. Lineage: Eukaryota; Metazoa; Rotifera; Eurotatoria; Philodinida; Philodinidae. The record is from the annotation of a GenBank genome assembly.